UGUAACAGCUCGACCGGAAGUGAUGUAGAAACUGCUUCUGAUUUCUCGGAAGCCGAAACGCCUUGAAACUGCAAUAAAGUGUGUUGGACAUUACCCGAGAAGCCUUAAACUCGAAGGAGUCAGCUAACGGUUGACAGAUGGCUUAUCCGGGAUACGGCGGAUAUGGCGGCCCCAUGCCAGGGAUGCCCCCACAAGGAAUGCCAGGAGGACACAUGGGAGGCCCCAUGCCAGGGCAGAUGGGAGGACACAUGGGAGGCCCAAUGCCAGGACAGAUGGGCGGACAGAUGGGCGGACACAUGGGAGGCCCCCCGGCCCAGGGAGGAUAUGGCUCCUAUGGAGGAGGAGGAGGAGGCGGCUACCCAGGUGGAUUCGGUGCCCCGCCCCCAGCUGCCAAUGAUCCAAUGUGGGGUUACUUCACCGCUAUAGCGGGACAGGAUGGAGAGGUGGACGCGGAAGAGCUCCAGAGGUGCUUGACUCAGGCUGGCUUCACUGGCAGCUACAACCCAUUCAGUCUAGAGACCUGCAGAAUCAUGAUCGCAAUGCUUGAU
Fundulus heteroclitus (mummichog) is the source of this 548-nucleotide messenger RNA. RefSeq names its product sorcin. NCBI's taxonomy places the organism in Eukaryota, Metazoa, Chordata, Actinopteri, Cyprinodontiformes, Fundulidae. Gene Ontology annotation, molecular function: calcium ion binding. The record is from RefSeq and is a predicted model, not a curated record.